AUGCACUCAAGGAUUACCCAGGUUAUUCCACGUCUUACUGAAGGUGGUGCCUUUGUCAAAGUAGCUCAUGACUCCGAUACCACGAACUCGGACGUCAUCAAUGCCAUAACCCGCCAUUUAGACGAGAACCCCGUAAAUCCGUGGUUUAGAUUCUUCAGAUCUGCCAGCGCUGCUCUUGUGCGCGGACGUCCAUGGGUGGAGGACUUAUCUUACCGCUUUCCCAGCUCAAGGGUCAAGAUCGAAUUCCUUCCUGCGUCAUCAGAUGUACCAGCGGCGGAACUAACUCAAGAGUCCCUCUAUUCACUUACCAGGACAUAUGGCAAGCUGACCGAUAUCAUCUCGCAGCCCGCGGAGUCAAAGGUUGUACCUAGAUAUGCCUUGGUUGACUUUUCCCUUCCGGUGUGCGCCAUAAUGGCAAAAAACUGUCUUCAUGGGUUUAAGAUUUCUCCAGAAGAUGGUGGAGGAAAGGGAGGGACGAUACUGCAGUUUAGCUAUGAGCGAAAAAUAAAGGCACAUUGGAUAAGAGAUUGGUUUUUUAACCAUCCUCGAAUUAUGCUACCCAUUCUUGCCGCUAUCCUGGCUGCAAUUACAGUCGCCAUUUUUGACCCCAUACGGACAUUUUUCAUCAGGAUUAAGAUAUCCCCUCCGCUACAGCUACAGGACAACAGAUUAUGGAUGUGGCUUCAGAGGCAAGCUACAAAGGCAAAUUCGUUGUUCUCUCUCCACCGUGACCAAUUCCACGAAUCCAAAGGCCUCAAUGAAAUAUGGGAAGAUAGGAAAGAGGAUGCUCAGCAAAUACAGAAUUGGCUCGUGGAAGGGAAUGAUACUUUUAUCGUUGUGCAUGGACCACGAGGCUUGGGAAAGAAAGAAUUCGUUCUAGGUGAAACCCUGAAGAAUUACAAGAACAAACUUGUGAUCGACUGCAAGCCCAUCCAGGAGGCCCGGGGUGAUAGCACCAUGAUAGCAGCGGCUGCAGCUGAAGUUGGCUAUCGACCGAUCUUCUCUUGGAUGAACAGUGUUAGCAGUGUAGUUGAUGUUGCAACUCAAAGCGCUAUUGGUACCAAAGCUGGCCUCUCUGAAACCGUGGAUACUCAGCUUGGUAACAUAUUGCAGAAUACCGCCAAGGCAUUGAAAAAGGUAGCACUGGAUGGAAGGAGAAAGGGCGACAAGGACGGACACUUGAACGAUGAUGAAUGGCUAGAGGCAAACCCUACUCGUCGACCAGUUGUCGUUAUCGAUAACUUCCUCCAUAAAAGUAAGGACAACCAAAUGGUAUACGACAAACUUGCGGAAUGGGCAGCAGCAUUGAUAUACACUAACAUCGCACACGUGGUUUUUCUCACCUCGGACCUUUCAUAUUCCAAAACGUUGAGCCAGGCGUUGCCAAAUCAAGUCUUCCACCAAGUUUCGUUUACCGACUGCAAACCUGAGGUUGCCAAACGAUUCGUUCUAAGCCAUGUAUCUGGGGAAGAGGGCUCUAAGGGCGUGGACUACACAGAUGAAGGGUAUAAUAAGGAGCUCAGUGAAUGCAUCAAGCGACUAGGGGGCCGUUUGACAGACCUUGAGUUCUUUGCACGUAUGAUAGCCAGAGGUCUGAGUCCAAAUAGUAAGUUGCCCACCCCUACCCCAAAACUAUCUCUCCUACAUAUUGUUGUUGCUAACGACUUGGCAGCCGCUAUCCAACAAAUAGUACAUCAAUCGGCCGCGGAAAUCCUCAAAUUAUUCAUUACGGAGGCUGACUCCAGUUCCCGGGGUUGGACCCCUGAACAGGCAUGGUACUUAAUAAAAAAUCUAGGGACAGCCAAGGCUCAGACAGGAAAACUUGCCAACCCUGACGAAGAAGACGAAGCAAGUAUUCGGUACAGUGAUAUAAUUCUCUCUGAUCUUUUCAAGAAGGACGGUGAAAAUACCCUUCGUGCUCUUGAAAAAGCCGAACUCAUCGUUGUUAUUUCGAAAAACGGUCGGCCUUCAAUCAUCAAGCCAGGAAAGCCUGUGCUCGCAGCAGCCUUCAGCGAGUUGGUUGAAGACGAGGUGUUGAAAAGUAGGCUUGACUUGGGAAUUCUGAGCCAAUUGAUUAACAUGGAAAAUCAGACCAUUAAUAAAGUCGAAGAUGAACUGAAAGUUCUGGGAUCUUUGUCGAAAGAGCCCAGCGAGGCGAGGAGAAGAAUUAAAUGGCUACUGGCCAAAUUGGCCCUAAGUCAAGCAAAGGUCGACCAAUACGAGAUGGAAAGUGCGCAGUUAAAGCUGAUUUUGAAAACGGAAUUUUAG
Molecule: messenger RNA, 2268 nt
Organism: Arthroderma uncinatum
Lineage: Eukaryota; Fungi; Ascomycota; Eurotiomycetes; Onygenales; Arthrodermataceae
Exons: 1
Coding region: 1-2268 (755 amino acids)
Cellular component (GO): mitochondrial inner membrane
Source: RefSeq, a predicted model, not a curated record